GUUUAUACAAGGAGUUAUACGUACCAGUGAUAACUGUUUCGCUCAGUUUGACGCCAUUUUUCUUGUUAUUUUAAUUUUGGCGUGUGGUAAUAAAUAUAUCAAAAAUGUCGAAGCGACAUCGCAUAGAUGUUGGCGAUGCUCAGCCGAAAAGAAACAGAGAAACCAGCCCAGAAGAUAAAAAUGAAAAGAAACACAAAUCUAUAUUUGAAGAAUUUAACAUUCCGAGACCAACCAUUCAAAUGAACCCAUUUACAGGUCUACCAUUUACACCGAGAUAUUAUCAGCUGUAUAACAAGAGAUCACAGUUACCAGUAUGGGAAUAUAAAGAUAAAUUUAUGAAGAUGAUGACAGAUCAUCAGAUGAUUGUACUUGUUGGUGAAACAGGUUCCGGUAAAACAACACAGAUACCCCAGUGGUGUUUAGAAUGGGUAAGAGCUAGAUAUAAUAAAAAGGGUGUGGCUUGUACCCAGCCACGUCGAGUAGCCGCUAUGUCCGUAGCUCAGCGAGUGUCAGAAGAAAUGGAUAUUGGUUUAGGUCAAGAAGUGGGUUAUUCUAUACGAUUUGAAGAUUGUACAUCGUCUAAAACAUUAUUAAAAUAUAUGACAGAUGGUAUGUUAUUACGAGAGGCUAUGUCCGACCCUCUAUUAGAAGCCUAUGGUGUUAUAAUGUUGGAUGAAGCUCAUGAACGUACACUAGCUACAGAUAUUCUCAUGGGUUUAUUAAAAGAGGUUGCUAGGCAACGAAACGAUUUAAAAAUUAUUGUUAUGAGUGCUACUCUUGAUGCCGGUAAAUUUCAGACGUAUUUUGACAAUGCCCCGUUAAUGAGUGUACCUGGUCGUACCCAUCCCGUCGAGAUAUUCUACACACCGGAACCAGAACGUGAUUAUCUCGAGGCAGCCAUUAGAACCGUGAUGCAGAUACACAUGUGUGAAGAACAAGAUGGAGAUCUAUUGUUAUUUUUAACGGGACAAGAGGAAAUUGAUGAAGCAUGUAAGAGAAUGCAGAGAGAAGCAGAUAAUCUGGGUUCCGAGAUCGGGGAUUUAAAAUGUAUCCCUCUUUAUUCUACCCUACCCCCUAAUCUACAACAGAGGAUCUUUGAACAGCCUCCCCCUAAAAAACCAAACGGAGCCGUUGGACGUAAAGUUGUGGUAUCGACUAACAUCGCUGAAACAUCGUUAACUAUUGAUGGUGUGGUAUUUGUCAUAGAUCCAGGAUUUGCAAAGCAAAAGGUAUACAAUCCAAGAAUUCGUGUUGAGUCAUUGUUAGUUACGGCUAUUAGUAAAGCCAGUGCUCAACAGAGGGCAGGUCGAGCUGGACGUACACGACCAGGAAAAUGUUUCCGGUUAUACACGGAGAAGGCAUAUAAAAACGAGAUGCAACAGAAUACGUAUCCUGAGAUUUUAAGAUCGAAUCUUGGAUCCGUUGUAUUACAGUUAAAGAAAUUGGGUAUCGAUGAUUUGGUUCAUUUUGAUUUCAUGGAUCCUCCAGCGCCAGAAACACUGAUGAGAGCUUUAGAAUUAUUGAAUUAUCUGGCUGCUCUUGAUGAUGACGGAGAAUUAACGGAACUGGGUUCCAUGAUGGCUGAAUUCCCUCUCGAUCCACAGUUAGCGAAAAUGGUGAUAGCUAGUUGUGAUUUUAGCUGUUCCAAUGAAAUUCUCUCCAUCACGGCCAUGUUAUCAGUCCCGCAGUGUUUUGUUAGACCAUCGGAAGUAAAGAAGGCCGCUGACGAAGCCAAGAUGAGAUUUGCCCAUGUUGAUGGUGAUCAUCUGACCUUGUUGAAUGUCUACCACGCUUUCAAACAGAACCAUGAGGACAACCAAUGGUGCUACGAUAAUUUUGUCAACUUCCGAUCUUUAAAGAGUGCCGACAACGUACGACAACAAUUGGCAAGGAUUAUGGAUAGAUUUAGUUUACGGAGAGCGAGUACAGAUUUCAACAGUCGCGAUUAUUAUAUAAAUAUACGUAAAGCUCUCGUAUCUGGUUUCUUUAUGCAGGUUGCCCAUCUAGAAAGAACAGGACAUUAUUUAACAGCUAAAGAUAACCAGGUUGUCCAACUACAUCCAUCGACGGUUUUAGAUCAUAAACCCGAGUGGGUUAUAUAUAACGAGUUUGUAUUAACAACUAAAAACUAUAUACGAACAGUUACAGAUAUAAAACCAGAAUGGUUAAUAAAGAUAGCCCCACAGUACUACGAUAUGUCCAACUUCCCCCAAUCAGAAGCCAGGCGAAUUCUUGAGAGAAUUAUUGCUAAAUACGAAAACCGACAGAACUCGGAACAACAACAAUAAAAAACAAUUUAAUCAAGUGGUGGUGAUGAAUGACUUUUUGUACCAUAUAUGUGGAUGUGAAUUGUUUCAAUAAUAUUCUGUAAUGGAUAUAAUACACCGGACUCUAUUCUAUGGAAUACAAUUACUGACUGACAUGACAACUAGCUUUCUCUGACUCCGAAUUCACAAAGUAUUCAAGAAUUGACUCAACUUUCAAUCAUUUUUUAUUAGAAAUAUCUUUGAUCCAGAAUUAGAAACUUUGCACAUAGUUUCUUAUUGAUGUAUUUGAUACCUUAAAACAACGAAGGUUUUAUAAAGGGCUAUAUUUUAGUUAAAAUAAGGUGAAUAGUUUUGAGUAAAUUCUUUGCGAACUCUGUGACUGGUCUCUGGUUGGCAUCGAUUUUCCUGCUUGUACGUGACAAGGAGUAGGGUCGCCUGUCCAACCUUUUGGGUUUUAUCCAGGUCCUCCGGUUUCCUCCCAGUGCUAAAGACUCCUACGCAAAGUGAAUUAUUGAAAUAAAAUUGAGCCAUGUGUUAGUCCCGAAAUGACCUAGUUUGUGUCGAGUGGACUUUAAACCCCAUCUCUCUCUUUUUAGUGUUUAUUGGACAAAUGAUACAAUUAUGAAAUAUGAUGGGAUAUUAUUUAUUUGCCGUGUUGUUCAGUGGUUACUAACUAGGAAGUGUUAGGUUCACUCCCGAUAGAAGCCGAGAAAGUUUUCUCAGUUGGAAUAUGAAAUAAGAUUAGGACGCAGCCCACUGCAUGGUGUAUGCCUGGGCCCUUAUUUACGAAAACUUAAUUAAGAUACAAUCGAAACUUUAAGAAAUACUGCAAUUCGAUUGGAUGACCAGUAAAAUCAAUUUGCAUAUAUCCAAUGAAGUUGCAGUAUUUCUUAAAAUUUCGGUUGUAACUUAGUUUAAGUUUUCGUGAAUAAGGGCCCAGUUAUCUCGCGUUGGUGCAGAAAGGUACUAUGUUAAUGAGGGAGGCUAUCUGAAGAUUUUUAUUCCAAAAUGUGAAAGCUAUUGAAUUGAAAAUAAUACAAGUAGUUAGGAAAUGUAAUAAACAAGGGAAAAC
Molecule: messenger RNA, 3339 nt
Organism: Patella vulgata (common limpet)
Lineage: Eukaryota; Metazoa; Mollusca; Gastropoda; Patellidae
Product: putative pre-mRNA-splicing factor ATP-dependent RNA helicase PRP1
Exons: 13
Coding region: 105-2288 (727 amino acids)
Cellular component (GO): spliceosomal complex; intracellular anatomical structure
Molecular function (GO): RNA helicase activity; ATP binding; RNA binding
Source: RefSeq, a predicted model, not a curated record